CGUGGUCUUUCAUUCGGACGUACCAUCGCCGUGUCGGACGCUUUGAUGCCCAAAGUUCGUCGUGCAGCCUUCAAUGAGAAUGGUUUGCCAGACUUCGUCACAUCCUGUUGCACGCACUAAGAUGUAUCCAGUAAACCCCAAUCACCUCGAUGUCAUCGAGUGCUGGAAAGGCUUGUCACGUACUCAAGCUACGGAGCUGACCAUGUGGUACCAAUUCCUGGACGAAUGUCUGCACAACGAGGUGCGAGAAGUGUUGAGCAAGGAGGUUGUCCAGGAUUUGAUGGACAGCAAUGAAGCAAUCGAAGAGGUCCACUUCUUCGCUCGCAUGCUCGAGUGCCUCCGCAGCAAGCCGCAACGCAUCGUCGAUAUCAUCUUUAUCGAUAUCAUUGACAGCAUGAUGGGCAUGUUCCACGAUCGGUUUCCGAAUGAGUCCGCCUCAUUUGCAUCAAGCUGGUCACACUUCUCUGGCGGGUUAUCGCUGUUCCUGCAUAACUUCCUUCGCCUACAAGACUGUUUCCAGCACAGCCCUCACGGCCCAUGCCUUGAAGCCAACUUCGACUUUCAGUUUUCGCGGUGGGUUUUGACGGCCACUGGUGAUGUCGCGUGGCAGCCCCCAAACAUUCGAUUUCUGCACGUUCCCACGACCCGUGCUAGCGGUGAAACGUACCGCAUCACGCCAUUCGUCUGGAAAGAAAUAGACAGUCCCAUCAGGUCACCCAGCUGCGAUAGUUACGUUGAUCAGGUCGAAUACGUGAUCACGAGAUCACCUGCGACGUUUACCUGGGAUCCGGUCAAGAGAUGCUUCAACACUGUUAUUGGCCACCCCCGCGACGGCAAACCGCGUACUGUCGAGACUGUGGUUAUGGCUACAAUAAACACAUUGUUUCCAGACGACGUAAUAUUCGAGAGACGGUCCCGCUGGAGCAUGAAACUCGACGUCACGCCCACACGCCAGCCUCUCACCCCGGCCGAAAACAGACUUCCUUCAUGUGAGACCUACCUAAGACGCUUGCUGGAAAUCUCCAGCGCGGGAUCUGACCAUGAGACUGUCGUCCACAACAGACCCGUGAUGUACUCCAGUCCGCAGAAGCGCAAGGUCUCGAAGCCUGAAGUUGUCGAUGCGGUGACUGCCUCCAAGCGUAGAUGUCGCGACUCGAUGCUCGAGCUUGACGAUGCGCUAAGCGACGAGGAACUGUUGUGCGACGAUUCAUUCGUGCCAAGAUACUCGCAGGGAAUACCUCAAAUCGCUGAGCACAAAAGUAACGACCCGUUCGUUGGUCCUCAGCGUCGUCGAUAUGAUUUUGAUCAGCCGGUCAAGAUACAGUGUGAUAGCGGAUACUCAUCUUCAUCAACGUCACCAGCGUUUCCGGUGGAGUCUACGCCAUCCGAGGAUGCUAUCAUUGCGGACCGCGGAAGUCUUCACCAAGACGAGAUUCUGCAUAACUACCACGAGUUUGCAGACCGCCGAUUAUUCAAGGACGCCGGCCUCGUUACUAGUCCCUUCAGCGACAGCGAGCGCAUGGCGUACGAGAGCAUCUUCAUGGAAGACAGUGAUGAGUGGUCGCCCGCCACCGAUGGGAGUAGCAUAAACAUGGACAUGGUCAUGAGCGAGCAGUGACGGGGAGCGCGCGUUUGACAGUGGUCUGAUUUCUGCCACGUCGUUAGAUCACUUGCCUGCGAGGUUGAUUCUGCGGUGGGCUCUAGACGCGGUAUAGGUACGUAUAAUCAAUCAACAUACUGACACAUUACUCGUCUGUUUCCGGUUGCCAUAUUCUUCGAGAGAUGCCUCCAUGCCAGUAGCACGACGAAGUCUCAAUGCAUAAAAUGGUGUUGGCUGCGCACGACAAACGCAC
This is a messenger RNA of Didymella exigua CBS 183.55, 1853 nucleotides long. RefSeq lists its product as uncharacterized. The transcript has 3 exons. The coding region runs from base 122 to 1618 and encodes 498 amino acids. NCBI's taxonomy places the organism in Eukaryota, Fungi, Ascomycota, Dothideomycetes, Pleosporales, Didymellaceae. The record is from RefSeq and is a predicted model, not a curated record.